CCGCGCACCCCGGCUGCGGGCCGAGCCGGCCGCUGCCGCCGGGCGCAGAGACAUGGCCCAAAGCCUCUCCCGGGAGCUCCGUGGCUGCACGGGUUAAGGCGUGCUGGGGAGAGGUGGAAAAGUUGCUGUUGGAUUUCACUUCAAGGGACCGGACAGAAAGCGGCGAAAUGGAUGACUUCCCCUCCAUCUGCCUGCUGUCCCUGGCCAUGCUGGUUGCCUGCUAUGUGGCAGGAAUUAUCCCCUUGGCGGUUAAUUUUUCCGAGGAGAGAUUGAAGUUGGUGACUGUUCUGGGUGCUGGGCUCCUGUGUGGAACUGCCUUGGCUGUCAUUGUGCCAGAAGGAGUACAUGCACUUUAUGAAGACAUUUUGGAGGGAAAGCAUCACCCAGCGGGCGAGAUGCAGCACGCGAUGGAGUCCGAGAAGGUAGCAAAAAUCCCAGCAGUACAUGAGCAUGGCCACGACCAUUCCCGGUUGCACGCCUACAUUGGUGUGUCCCUUGUUCUUGGAUUUGUCUUCAUGCUGUUGGUGGAUCAGAUAGGCAGCUCUCAUGUGCACUCUACAGAUGAUCCAGAAGCUGCAAGAUCAGGCAACUCCAAAAUCACCACAACACUGGGAUUAGUAGUCCAUGCUGCAGCUGAUGGCGUUGCAUUGGGUGCAGCAGCUUCUACUUCUCAGACUAGUGUCCAGUUGAUAGUGUUCGUUGCAAUUAUGUUGCACAAGGCACCAGCUGCCUUUGGCCUGGUUUCCUUCCUGAUGCACGCUGGGCUUGAACGGAAUCGAAUCAGAAAACACUUGCUGGUCUUUGCAUUAGCAGCACCUGUUAUGUCAAUGGUGACAUACUUAGGGCUAAGCAAGAGCAGCAAAGAAGCCCUUUCAGAAGUCAAUGCCACUGGAGUUGCUAUGCUGUUUUCUGCUGGGACUUUCCUUUAUGUUGCCACAGUUCAUGUUCUCCCAGAAGUGGGAGGAAUUGCUCAUAGCCACAAACCUGAAUCAACUGGAGGAAAAGGACUCAGUCGUCUGGAGGUGGCAGCCCUAGUAUUAGGAUGCCUUAUUCCUCUAGUUUUGUCCAUUGGACAUCAUCACUAAACACUCAAAUUUCAAUGUUCUCCUCGAUAAGACAUGAGCAGUAAAUGUCUGCUGCUCCCUUUAUCAUUCUUUUACCCAUCAUUCAUCCCAUCCACUUUAUGGAGUUCAGAGGGAAUCUUGAUUGCAAAAUGAGGAAUAUUGGGAAAGUUUUUAGUGUAGCAAAAUGUACUUUGGCAGCCGGACACAAAUUAUAUGUAACUUUCUUUUCUGAAGACAUUUGCUAUUUUAAUUGUUACUUCUGGCCCUAUUCUCAGGGAAGAUGGAACUUGAAGUUUAAGAAAGGUGAGCAGGGAAGAACAGAGCAACUCUUCACGAAAUUGCAAUCACCAAAGUAUCCUGCAGUUCAGUUUUUACAGCUGAGAGCAAAACCCAAGGAUGGCUGUGUUGUGAGAGGUUGAAGUCUCACUAAUGAAGAAGGGGGCUCUCCCCCAUUGGUUCUGUGUUGUCCUGGCAAUGCAACUGGCCUUUGUGAUGCUUGUCACUAAUUGUAUUGCAGAAAUGGGCUACACUGGGAACUCUGUAUAACACUGCUAUUGUCACAGAAGUGUCACUUGAUAGGAAAGAAAUUAUGUAGACAAUGUAUAGGAUUAGAGGAAAAAAUCAGCUGUUUAAGAAAGUGCAAAUGAGUUUUGCAGUGUAUUCCAUCAUUUAAGACAAAGGAUAGAAGCAAGGAGAAUAGUGUUUUGAUUGUUUAUUCAAUUGUUAAUAAAUUCUAAAACGCAGUGUUUCUUGGGAGAUAGUCUUCUGCCCAGUCAGUCAAAUGUUAAGCACCAAAAAUGUCAGGAGGAGUUAUGUAUUGGCUACUGAGAUACACUAAUACUUCUGUUGAGAGAGAUACUCAUAGUGCCCUUUGAAAUAGAGCUGUUCUGGGCUCUGAGUAGUAGAAAUCUGAUGGAGACAGCUGUUGAGGGACCAGAGAACUUUAUUAGCUCAUUUUCAAAAAUCUGAACUGCUGAAAUCCGUGGAGGACUGUGUGGGUUUUUCACUAAAUAAAGGUAUUACGGCUAACAAAACAAGAUGUUUAGUUAAAUAUUUAUGCUGCAGAUAGAAUACAAAGUGUUUCUAAAGGAGUUCUGAACAACAAAAACUCAAACCCACCAAAAACCAAUCUGGUGGGUUCCCAGUGGACCUGUUAGACAUUUUGCUUUUCCUUUGGUAGUUGUUCAUUUGCCUCUUACUGAUAAGUAUUAAUUCUGGUGAAUCUACUGGAGGACUUUCUGCCAAUUGCUGAUGUCUCUCACUAUAGAGGAGUGGUAAAAGAUCCCUCCAUUUUCAAGGCACAGCUUUGUCUUACCAGGCACCAUUUCCCUUAUGCAAAACAUGUUAUACUCUAAUGUGCAUUGAAAAGUCAGGAAUGCUUGACAUGCACAGAAUCAGCAUAAAAUUCAUUCUUUAGGGGAAAACUUUUUAAUGCUGGUCCCCUUUUAAGCUAUACUUUUUCUGCACUUUUUGAAGAUAACAUUGCCAAACCUAUUUUUCUUUCUUCUAUUCUUAAUUUUAAAAAUCUUGAAGAAAUAUCUUCUUAACUGAAGUGCUUCUUGUUUUCAUAUGAAUGACUGUGACUGUUUGUCAUGGCAUUUAUUACUUAAUCUGCAGAGCCCAUUGUGCCUCAUAACUUCUUUGCAUUUUUAUUAUUGUCCUGUUUGUCUGUUAGUUCAGAGAGUAAUGGGUAUGGCCUGGCUCUUGGACUCGUGAUGGCUUUGUCUGUUGGCUCUGUAACAAUACUGAUGUAUCCAAGGAUUGAACCUAGUAUUGAUUCCCAGGAGUGCUUGGUCAUUUGUGUGUUUUACUAUGUAAGAUCAAUGCAAAAUUAUUAGAAGUCAUAUUUUCCCAUAAGACAGUGUUUUCAGAUAGAAUUAGUGCUUCAGGCCUAAACAAGCAUUUUUAAAAAAUAUUAGACCUUCAAUAUUGUGUUCUGAAAAGCCACUGCAAAUUUAAUGAUGUGAAUGGGAUCCUGUUUUUCGAUUUUUUUUUUUUUGUCUGCUUUGGUUUUGGGAUUUUUACAACAUAUGUAAUGCAGCUGGCAAGUUACUGGUUUAAAAAGCUCAGCAGGACAGGUUCCUAACGCAUGCAAAUGAUACAUAGGGAUGUUUACUCUGGAGUUCUGUUCUUCCUGAUUCCCCCCUAAUGACCUUCUUCCCUGAUAAUCUCACUAUUUUACCAUGUUUAAUCUUUCCACGUAGCCAUUUCCAUAAGCUGCAGGGUUUGCAAGGGCAGGAGAUAGGUUAAAGAAUAAACACUUACUACUUUAUGAAAUGCAAGCGCCUAGUGCUACACUAAACUGUGUCCUGUCACUUGCAUGUGCAUCCCACCCUGGGAGUUGACACCCUGCCUGAAUUCCCCCUUCAGCCUCACUUACAAAGUGUAACAAUGGCAGAGAUUGACAGAGGCUUCCCAUUCCAUACUUUUUGUUCCUGGCUGAAGCAUGUGGAUAGUACCUUUUUACAUGGAUCAGUGUGUAUUGCUGAGGGUGUGGCAGCCAGACUUUUCACUGCUGACAUAACCUUGGUGUAUUAAUCACUGCUGAGACGUCUUGUCAUCUUUCCAUUUUUCUGUCCUUCACAUCAUGUUUCCAGUUUCUGGGGCAUCCAUCAGAAAUGGUAGUACUCAGUUUAAUUAUUAAUGAAGUAUAGAGGCCAGGUUAUAGCAGCAGGUGAAGGAAUUUGAAUGAAAACAUUGGCAACUCAAAAUUUGCACAAAAAUUCCAAAAACGUAUAUUUUGGAAUUUGGUUAAGUGACUGAAGACUUCGGUGAUUUUUAUUUUUUCUUCUACCCAUUUAGAAUUAGCCAGAGCAGUUGUUUUGGCUGCCUGUUAUCACUGAAUGAUUAUUUGCAAAUCUGACUGAAGCUGCAGUGACCGAAGAAGCUUUUGGUUAUGUUGAUAUGGAAAAUGUAAAAUUUUAUAUUAUCAAACCUUUCCAAAUUUUUAGUACCAAAUGGAGGAUUAUUUUCUCGACAUAGAGUAUUUUAAUGAGUUAAAUUAAAUGGUCCAUUUUAUUAUAGCCCUUUCUUUGUACCUGUCUCCCCAUCUGUCACAGUAAAUACAAGCAUUGCAUGUAGUCAGGGCCAUCUGGUAUCAUUUUCUACUCCUCUGGAGACCUUGGUGCAAACAAAUUCCGCUUAUUCUCUCUGUAAUAGCAUCUGCCCAUUUUUAUUUCUAUGAGAUACGUGGCAGUAGGUCUAGCAGGUAAAUGCUUAAACCAAGUGCUAGCCAUGUCCCACUUUCCUUCUGUAAGUUGCCCUAGAAAAUCUAUAAUCUUCUCAUCACCUGUUUCUUUUCAGUUAAUGAUUUCCUAAUUGGCAAUAGGAAUUGGACUAAAGCUGUUACUGAUGAUCCUCAUGUCUUCAGGUACUUCCCCUACUGUUCUAAUGCUUUUAUUGUACCUUAUAUAAAGAAGGGAAAUAUCUCUUUUUCAGCGUCAGUGACAGAGGCAGAGGCAGAAGCUGUGCUGGCAUUAACUUAAGGAUGGCAGAGCUGUCACACCACAACGGGAUUUUUUUAUUGUUUUGGCUUGUAAGAUGGCUGGGUGUUAAACAUGGAAAACCCACUGUUAAGUCCAAUGAACUAUUUCCAGGUGGAGUAUAUAAAAGGCUAAUCUUACCCAAGAGGCCCAGGAAAACCUCUGUGUUUAUUCAGGAACUAGUUCAGAGCCUUCAAGGAGCUUUUGACAGCAGCAGGUGUGUCCAUGUGGUAUCAGCUGAUUGCAGAAAAGAGAGAGAUGUGGAAUUAAUGCUCCUGCUGCUCCCUUUCUGUUCUGUGCUGGCCCUUGGGAAAAGAGGAGGAAAGUGUACUUGUAUUCUAUUGAGGGUGGAAGGAGUCGAAGUGAUUGCAGUGUGGUGGGGGAGUUUAUGAUGAAUAUCGGAUUCUUUACCACAAAUUUCAGAUUCCUGUUCGCAUCAAACUUAUUUUAAAAAUAUUUUUUUUCCUUACUGUUAUAUCUCUUAGCAGCCUUGGCUUUCCAGGGAAAAACAUUGUGUGGUCAUUGCUGUUUACCUUACAUGUUUCUCCAUGUAUGGAACUAUAAUUUUAAUGUCUUUUUUCCAAACCAUUUGUACACAAAAUCAUUCCAUGAAUGGCUGCCUUAUAAUUUUUCCACUUAAAUUGUGAAUGGUUAAAAUAAUAUUGCCGUUUUCAAUUUGUUUUAUUAUAUUAAAUUUUUACUAGGUGCA
Messenger RNA from Lonchura striata (white-rumped munia), 5255 nucleotides. It is a transcript of the gene SLC39A9, whose product is annotated as solute carrier family 39 member 9. Gene Ontology annotation, biological process: zinc ion transport; transmembrane transport. NCBI's taxonomy places the organism in Eukaryota, Metazoa, Chordata, Aves, Passeriformes, Estrildidae. The record is from RefSeq and is a predicted model, not a curated record. Gene Ontology annotation, cellular component: membrane. Gene Ontology annotation, molecular function: metal ion transmembrane transporter activity.